AUUGAAGUGUUGUAUUUUGCAAAAAGUGCUGAAAUUACUGGAGUUCGUUCAGAGACCAUUUGUGUGCCACAAGAAAUCAAGGCGUUCCAGCUGUGGAAGGAGUUAGAGACACUGCAUCCUGGGCUGGCUGAUGUUAGAAAUCAGGUAAUAUUUGCUGUUCGUCAAGAGUAUGUCGAGCUUGGAGAUCAGCAACUCCUGCUUCAGCCUGGAGACGAAAUUGCCAUUAUCCCCCCAAUUAGUGGAGGGUAGCACAUCGGAGCCGUCUAGGAAAGAUGUGGAUGAGGUUGAAGAGAAACCCAAGGACAUAAUACAGUUCACUGCUGAGAAGCUGUCAGUGGAUGAGGUCUCACACUUGGUGAUCUCUCCGCUGUGUGGUGCAGUGUCUCUCUUUGUAGGGACUACAAGAAAUAACUUUGAAGGGAAAAAAGUCAUUAGUUUAGAAUAUGAAGCAUACCUACCGAUGGCAGAAAAUGAAAUCAGGAAAAUCUGUAGCGACAUUAGGCAGAAAUGGCCAGUCAGACACAUCGCGGUGUUCCAUCGACUUGGUUUGGUCCCAGUGUCGGAAGCGAGCACAAUCAUUGCGGUGUCCUCGGCUCACAGAGCUGCGUCCCUUGAAGCCGUGAGCUAUGCCAUUGACUCUCUGAAAGCCAAGGUGCCCAUAUGGAAAAAGGAAAUAUAUGAAGAAUCAGCAUCAUCUUGGAAAAGAAACAAAGAAUGCUUCUGGACAGCUGAUGAUUAGUCUCUUAAUUUUUGGUACACUAAGUCUUAAAAGUGGUAUACAAUCUCUUAGGUUACACCAAUGUAGAAAUAGCAGAAUGCGUGAAUGUGUGGGGUGAGGGGCUGCCUAGGAACUAAAGAUGGCAAGAAAUGGCUUACUUCAAAUAUGAGAUAAGGUCUCUGUGCUAGAGAACCCUCCAGUGACUAACUCCUAAUUGUAGCCAGCUUACAAUGAGCUGUGGCCUUCCUUUUACGGUCAGUUGUCCUGGGGAGACUUCUCUGUCUAUUGUUGCCAAGUACGUAUUACAAAAAUUUGGCAGGAUCAGAAAGUCAUUUUCAGUUUUGGUAUUAUAUAUUUUACAUAACUUAAAAGUGAAGCUAAACAAAUCAUGAUUCAAACAGCCUAAAUCCUGUUUAUAGUCAUCGAUAAUACCUAAGGAAUUUUAUAUUGCGGAGAUCGCCAUGAUUUCAAUAUCUAUAGUUAGAGAUAAUACCUAAGGAAUUCUAUAUUACAGAGACCGCUAUGACUUCAGAACCUAUAAUUAUACAAUAAAGCCUUUUAUAUUUAAUUAGUCAUCAGUAUUCUAAUGUUUAUACAAAUUAGCAUAGAAUUGUUGCAAAACUAACUAGCACAAAGUGGUUUGCAUUAAAAUAGUGUCUGAUGUUUAAAAGUUGGUUCACAACUAUUUAGAGAGAUUAUGUAAUUAUUUAUAUUAAAGUAGAAUGGAUAGUUUUCAUAAUGUUUAUGUAACAUUAGCCUGUGCAAAGUUAUUACUAAACAAAUUAAAUUUUUUCUGCAAGACUAUUAUACCAAACAUCUGGUUUUUGAUUGGUCAAGCAAUCAUGACAGGUUUGAACACAAACGUUUCAUAUAAUUUGUCUUAAAUUUUUUGGCUUUAUCGAUAUAUAUUUGACGAGUAAAAUAUAUUUAAGUUCUGUAA
Messenger RNA from Phodopus roborovskii (desert hamster), 1658 nucleotides. It is a transcript of the gene Mocs2, whose product is annotated as molybdenum cofactor synthesis 2. The record is from RefSeq and is a predicted model, not a curated record. NCBI's taxonomy places the organism in Eukaryota, Metazoa, Chordata, Mammalia, Rodentia, Cricetidae. Gene Ontology annotation, molecular function: molybdopterin synthase activity. The transcript has 6 exons. Gene Ontology annotation, biological process: Mo-molybdopterin cofactor biosynthetic process. Gene Ontology annotation, cellular component: cytosol. The coding region runs from base 170 to 739 and encodes 189 amino acids.